Molecule: messenger RNA, 330 nt
Organism: Phycomyces blakesleeanus NRRL 1555(-)
Lineage: Eukaryota; Fungi; Mucoromycota; Mucoromycetes; Mucorales; Phycomycetaceae
Exons: 4
Coding region: 1-330 (109 amino acids)
Source: RefSeq, a predicted model, not a curated record
AUGACCAUCGCAUCCGCACUACGGAUGCGAAAACUUUAUCUUUACCUUAUUACUUUAGAGAAACCUUUGGAUUACCAAAUGCAUUACCUCAAAACUAUAAAUGAUUAUAGUUUUUGCGAUUUGUUAGAAAAUAAACUUUUCCUCUCCCAUAUGACCACUGGUUUGAGGAUUAUGUUGUGCAUCUAUAAAGAGAGAUUACUAUGGCAGGACUUUGUGUUAGACAAUGGCUGUUUGGAUGGGGUCAUUUUCAUUGAAGAAGGUGUUGAAGAUAGUAUGAUUGGUAUUGUCGACUUUGAAAGUGGUGCGAAGUUGUUGUUGGUACAGGGUUGA